Funneliformis caledonium is the source of this 927-nucleotide messenger RNA. The record is from the annotation of a GenBank genome assembly. Lineage: Eukaryota; Fungi; Glomeromycota; Glomeromycetes; Glomerales; Glomeraceae.
AUGACCAGAUCUUUUUAUCAGUUGAUGUGUCUUAAAUACAAGGAUGAAUCCUUAAAAUAUAGAUUACUAAGAUUUAUUUUGAAUCAUUCGUCUAUAGAAUAUCUUAACACUUCGUUCCUUAAAGCCAAAUUAGUAAUUACGCAUCCUAGUUUUAAAGUUUGUUUUCUAAACCUUAAAGAAUUCGAAACUACUAAUGAUUAUAGUCCUAAUUUCUUUAAAGAAUUAUUCAAAGUCUGUGUUAACAUUCAAGUAUUUAGGUUACAUUGCAACAAUGCCAAUAAGGAUAACAGUAAAUUAGCAAAGCUAAUUGAAGUACAAAAUAGAGUCAAAAAGGUGUAUACAUAUAAGUAUUUAUCCAAAUCAGGUGAAUUGGAGAAAUUAAUAUUGAAGGAUGCAAUAUUAAGUCAUGAUAAAUCGAUAGUUGAAUAUCAUAGUUAUGGAUUUACUGAAAUAGAUUUAUCAAUAUUGAGAUUUCAAAAUUUGGUAUCAUUACAUUUAGAAAAUUAUAAAGUGAAUGAAAUUGAUAUACCUGAAUUUAUCAAGUCAACUUCAUUUCCAAACUUUCAAGAUGGGCUUAAAUAUUUAGAGAUUGGUGGGUAUUCAAAAGAUAUUAAGAAUCUGAAGACUCUUCUUUUAUCAAUUAGACGAAAUUGUGAAAAAUUAGAGAGUUUAAUAACUUUUUAUGACUACAAUCUAAAACAUGAAAUCGGUAGAAUAUUUGAGAACUGCAUUUAUUUGAGAGAAAUCUAUUUAAGAUUAAUUGAUGGAAAAACUAUAAAUGCAGAUGAUAUAUUUGAAUUUAUGAAAAAUGCAAGAAAUUUAAAAAGCAUUCAAUUUGAAAGUUUUAUUAGAGAUUCGCCGAUUCAUAUCUUGAAAAAUUAUGAAAAAUUGGGAUUAUUAAAAUAUGAAAUUACAGGCGAGACACCU